AUGAAAUUCUUGUUAUACCUUUCAAUCUUCUCAGCUAGAGUUCUUAGCAAACCCGACAAAGUCACUUCACAAAAUACGGGUUGUCAUCGUUAUAUGCUUAACGAGUUUAAAUGUGUGCCCUCAGCUGAAAAAUCGAGGUGUCCUGGCCAUAACCAAACCAGUUGCAGGAGGAAACGGCGAAAUUAUGAUUCGAAGACUACCUUAGGUGUUUGUUUAUGGUCAGGUUCUGAUCCCGUUGAUGGAUCUAAAGCAUCUACUUCCGGAUGGUUAAAUGGGUACAUGAGAAUCUUUCUUUUUAAACCUUUGCCCCGUGUAGCUGACUUGAUUCCAUUUAACAUAAAAAGUGGUCUGAAAACAAACUGUGGCAAGUUUGUAUUUAUACAAAGAAAAGGGAAACCAGAAACUAUUAGAUAUGCAAAAGUGUUAGAUGGCUGUGCAUUUGAUACUAAAGAUCCCAAAGUUGGAUGUUUUCAAUUAUGGAUGACAACAGCUCUGUUUAAUGAGUUUAAGCCUUCAAAAGAAGAUUCAGCAAAAGGAAGUAUUUCAGACUCUUUCACUUGGGGAUUCCGAGCUGAGAGUAAAACUUGGCGAUGGGAAGUUUUGAUCACAAGUUCAACUUCGCCUACGGUGCGGUUCAGUACGAAUGCAAUUCCUUCGGCUUUUUCAUCUUUGAUGAACCAGACACGAGGUAAAGAGGCGGUGAAAACCAGCCUCGAGUCGACUAUUGGUUCUUCCCCACCACCUUUAGCUGAAGCGAAGCGAGUGCGGCUUUGGAACCAAGACGUGCUUAGUAAAAGUGUUAAUAUUGCUUCACAAGAUACGGGUUGUUAUCGUUAUAUGCUUGAAAAUUACCAAUGUGUUCCGUCAGCCGAUAAAGAUAGAUGUCCUGUGGCUGAGUUUGAAACAGACAAAGUAACAAAGUUUCCUGGAUUAGGAUACAAUACAACAAUACCUGUUAAACCUGUUGCAGGAGGAAAUGGCAUUUGUGGAAAUUAUGAUUCCAAAACUACCUUAGGUGUCUGUUUAUGGUCAGGUUCCGAUGCCGUUGAUGGAUCUAAAGCAUCUACUUCCGGAUGGUUAAAUGGGUACAUGAGAAUCUUUCUUUCUAAACCUCUGUCCCUUGUAGCUAAUUUGAUUCAAUUUAACAUAAAAAGUGGUCUGAAAACAAACUGUGGGAAAGACAGGAUUAGAAGAAGUCGAAACAAGCAAAAUAACAAGGAAACUUUCUUUUUUCGUCAAGCCAAUCUGGUGGCAAAUGGAAGUUGA
Melampsora larici-populina 98AG31 is the source of this 1266-nucleotide messenger RNA. RefSeq lists its product as uncharacterized. Lineage: Eukaryota; Fungi; Basidiomycota; Pucciniomycetes; Pucciniales; Melampsoraceae. The record is from RefSeq and is a predicted model, not a curated record. Bases 1 to 1266 code for a protein of 421 amino acids. The transcript has 12 exons.